AUGGUGUUCUUCCUCGUAGUCACCCUCGGCCUCGAGGCCUCCCUCCACCACAUCAGGGCGUUCCUGCGGCGCCGCCGCAAGGCCGGGCUGCUGGCCGCGGUCAACCACUUGUCUUCAGAGCUGAUGCUUCUGGGCGUGGCCUCCCUUAUCCUCACGGCGCUCGAGCCCAGCCUGGAGACGAGCCGGCAGUGCCCCGUCGACUUUAAGCAGCAGUGCGACGAGGCGCAGGCCAACGGCGCGAAGAGCGCGGUGGUGGGCGGGGCCGGGUCGGAGGUCUUCGGGCCCAAGCACAGGGCGCUGCUGGCCGCCGGCGGCGAGCCGGGCGCCGCGGCGAGCAACUUGACGUUCAUGGCCGACGGCGGCGCGGCGGUGGACGACGGCGCGGCCGACGCGGGCGAUGACCUCGUAUGCGACGGGCCGGCGCAGGCGGUGUGGCCAGAGUGCCAGAACAGGCCUGGUUAUGCCCCUGUGGUGACGAGCGACACCGUGGAGGAGAUCCACAUGUUCCUGUUUUUCAUCGCGGUCGUGCACAUUGCUGUGGGCAUCACAGCAAUGGUGCUGUCAACCCUCAAGCUCAAACUCUGGCGGUAUCUAUCUGGCCCAGAGGCGGACGACCCAUGCAUGCAGCGCGCCCUGAGCGUGCGGCGCCUGCUCGCCAGCGGCGCCAUGCCCGCGCCGCCGAGCCCGCCGGCGCCCGGCAAAGGCGGGGCGCUGGAGCUGCAGGGCCUGAGCAGGGACUCGGCUGCGGGGGCGGCCGACGGCGGGGCGGCCGGCGGGGCGCAGGGGCCGCAUGCGGAUGUGGAGGCUGGCGUGGACACAGCUGGCAGGCCCCAGGCGCCAGGUGGCGGCGCUGCUGGGGACGGCAAGGCACCGCCGCCGCGCGGCGGCGCGGGCCGGCAUCAUGCUUCAGCAUCAGAAAGCGGGGACGAGCUAGAGGAUGAGGAGGAGGACAGCGAGGAGGAGGCGCGCGAGGCGGCCCUGGUGCAGCUGAGGGUGGAGGGGUUCGGCGCGGCGGCGUGGAGGGGGCGCCCCAAGGAGCUGCAGGGCGUGCUGGCCCACUUGGAGGAGGCGUGCGCCGUGAUCUGGUCCCAGGUGUCACCCUGGACCGUCACCAGCCAGGAGUUCGCCGUCAUGAGGGCGUCUUUCUUCCUGAGCCACGACCUCGGGCCGUCGCCGCCGGCCACGGCCUUCCAGCCUUAUCUGCUGGAGUGUGCAGAGCGCGAUGGCGCCCAGGUCGUCGGGCUGGGCCUGGUGACGUGGCUGUUCAUCAUCUGCUUUGUGCUGCUGUCGAGCGCCGUCGGGUGGUGCGCCUGGAUCUUCUCCAUCGCGGCCGGCGUCAUCCUGUUGUUAGUCAACACGUACCUCGUCAUCACCGUCCGCAAGAUGACGCGCGGCGGCGCGGUGCGCGUGCUGCAGGCCACGCCGCUGUGGCGGCGCCACCGGUGGCUGCUGCUGCUGAUCAAGCUGCUGCUCUUCCUCCUGUCCUUCGUCGUCUCAAACUCGGUGUUUUUCGGGGUCUUCUUUGGCCCAGAGAGCUGCUUCUUCUCGCGCACUGGUUUCCAGAAAAACCCUGUCAGCUGGUGGGUCAUCCUCCUGUGCGACGUGGUGAUGAUCCUCAGCGUGUCACUAGUGACGCUGCCGCUGUACGCGCUCGUCGCGCACACCAGAGCCGUGUCGCCCGUGUGGCGUGCGCCCGGUGACGGGUGA
Monoraphidium neglectum is the source of this 1707-nucleotide messenger RNA. RefSeq lists its product as hypothetical. The record is from RefSeq and is a predicted model, not a curated record. The transcript has 10 exons. Gene Ontology annotation, cellular component: membrane. Lineage: Eukaryota; Viridiplantae; Chlorophyta; Chlorophyceae; Sphaeropleales; Selenastraceae. Gene Ontology annotation, biological process: defense response. The coding region runs from base 1 to 1707 and encodes 568 amino acids.